AUGGGGGCUGGGGCCAGCGCUGAAGAGAAGCACUCCAGGGAGCUGGAAAAGAAGCUGAAAGAGGAUGCUGAGAAGGAUGCUCGAACUGUGAAACUGCUGCUUCUGGUCCGGGAAGAGCACCAUUGUCAAGCAGAUGAAGUGAGUGCCCUCGCCUGUCCCGAGGUUCCUGGGGGUGGGCGCGGCCUCCUGUCCUUCCCUACCCGCCCACGAGGCGCUGACCCUGCUCGCCCUGGCCGCAGGAUUAUCCAUCAGGACGGGUACUCGCUGGAAGAGUGCCUCGAGUUCAUAGCCAUCAUCUAUGGCAACACGUUGCAGUCCAUCCUGGCCAUCGUGCGCGCCAUGACCACGCUCAACAUCCAGUACGGAGACUCUGCGCGCCAGGACGACGCCCGGAAGCUGAUGCACAUGGCAGACACUAUCGAGGAGGGCACGAUGCCCAAGGAGAUGUCGGACAUCAUCCAGCGGCUGUGGAAGGACUCGGGUAUCCAGGCCUGUUUCGAUCGCGCCUCGGAGUACCAGCUCAACGACUCCGCUGGCUACUACCUCUCCGACCUGGAGCGCCUGGUAACCCCGGGCUACGUGCCCACUGAGCAGGACGUGCUGCGCUCGCGUGUCAAGACCACCGGCAUCAUCGAGACGCAGUUCUCCUUCAAGGACCUCAACUUCCGGUACGAUCCCCGCCCUAACUCAGGGGGUCUGCCCGGGAGUGCCCCGCCGAAGGCCCCGUCUCGUCCCUCCCUGCGCGGAUACCCCACCAGCAGAAAGGCCCGGCCCCUCCAGGUGCCACUCCGUCCGACAGCUCCCCAGCGGCAUAGGGAGAGGGGGUCCCAUAGGCGCGUCCAGCGGGGCGGAUACGCGGGUUCAGGCCCACCACCACCCCGCAGGAUGUUCGACGUGGGCGGGCAGCGCUCAGAGCGCAAGAAGUGGAUCCACUGCUUCGAGGGCGUGACCUGCAUUAUCUUCAUCGCAGCGCUGAGCGCCUACGACAUGGUGCUGGUGGAGGACGACGAAGUGAACCGUAUGCACGAGAGCCUGCACCUGUUCAACAGCAUCUGCAACCACCGCUACUUCGCCACCACGUCCAUCGUGCUGUUCCUCAACAAGAAGGAUGUUUUCUCCGAAAAGAUAAAAAAGGCUCACCUCAGCAUCUGCUUCCCGGACUACGACGGGCCCAACACCUACGAGGACGCCGGCAACUACAUCAAGGUGCAGUUCCUCGAGCUCAACAUGCGACGCGACGUGAAGGAGAUCUAUUCCCACAUGACGUGCGCCACCGACACGCAGAAUGUCAAAUUUGUCUUCGACGCCGUCACUGACAUCAUCAUCAAGGAGAACCUCAAAGACUGCGGCCUCUUCUGAGGUGGGGGUCCUCGCUGGCCCAGACGUGUCCCUCUCCUCCCACUUAGUCUUAA
This is a messenger RNA of Propithecus coquereli (Coquerel's sifaka), 1412 nucleotides long. It is a transcript of the gene GNAT1, whose product is annotated as guanine nucleotide binding protein (G protein), alpha transducing activity polypeptide 1. Gene Ontology annotation, cellular component: heterotrimeric G-protein complex. The record is from RefSeq and is a predicted model, not a curated record. Lineage: Eukaryota; Metazoa; Chordata; Mammalia; Primates; Indriidae. Gene Ontology annotation, biological process: adenylate cyclase-modulating G protein-coupled receptor signaling pathway. Bases 1 to 1359 code for a protein of 452 amino acids. Gene Ontology annotation, molecular function: GTP binding; G-protein beta/gamma-subunit complex binding; GTPase activity. The transcript has 6 exons.